Messenger RNA from Xenopus tropicalis (tropical clawed frog), 1785 nucleotides. It is a transcript of the gene stra8, whose product is annotated as stimulated by retinoic acid 8. The transcript has 9 exons. The record is from RefSeq and is a predicted model, not a curated record. NCBI's taxonomy places the organism in Eukaryota, Metazoa, Chordata, Amphibia, Anura, Pipidae. Bases 114 to 1334 code for a protein of 406 amino acids. Gene Ontology annotation, biological process: meiotic cell cycle; cellular response to retinoic acid.
AGACGUGACGUGUUGCCUGGGUACCAGAACCCGGGGCUGCCACAGCGGGAGAGCAGGGCAAUCGGUACAGCGAGAAAAGGAAUGAACUAACGUUGUUUUAAUAUAAAUUUUUGAUGGAUGCAUCAGCCAAGGAAGAAAGCAGUAAAACUGUAAGGCGGAGAGAGGAACGUGGAAAGAGACCUGCGAGGAAGCGAUCACAGCGCCCGCAGAAGCCUGCUUCAGUCACGCAGCUCAUUAAACAGCUGAAACAGAUAGUGUUCUUUGACUCUGACGCUCACGUGACCCGGCGUCAGGUUCUUAAUCAAACAAAGAACUAUAUCAAGGAGCUUGAAAACACUUUGGAGAACCUUCUAAGGACGAGAGAUGACAGAAUGCCGUGCACCCUGGAGCAGGUUAAAGAAGAAUAUCUGCAGCUUUAUUGCAUUGAUACCAGCUCCCCAGUCUCAGAAAUAAACUCAGAUAAUGACCUGGGAAUGUGGUACCUCAGCCAGGAAUGUGAGACAGACAUCGGCAUGAAUGAGGUUGUGGAGAACUCAGAGGAGGCUUAUGUCCUACCAGCCACGUCCUCAGAUGUGAUGGACUUUGAAAGGUACAUGCAGUUCUACCAGCAGACCAUGGACACUCUGGUGGAGAAUACGGUUAUAUCCCAAGAGGAGGUCUCCAACCCUGUUGUCUCCAAAGCCGUUGCCGACCUGUGGCAAGAUCUGUCACAAGAGGGCACUGUAGAAUUGUACCUGGAGAGCUGCCAGCAAGCUCGGAUUGCUGCCCACGCCCUGGCUUGCUCGGAGAACGUGGGCUGUUCUGGCACAACAGUUAGAGACAGCGGAGCUGAGAGCCAAGAAGCCUCCUGCUCAUAUGUGUCAUCUACUCCUGAGGAGAUGCUUUUUGAGGAUGCUCUGGAACAUGUAGCUGCUGGGUUUCUAGAUCAAAGCAAAGCUCAGGACGUGGCCACCAGCCCCAGCUCGGAAAGUUCUUCCUGGGAGUGCCUGGAUACAGACUGUCUUCUUUACAGCCGGGUCACCGAUUUUCUAAAGGCCUGCCUUUGUUCCUACACACAGGAGGCGAUGCUGCAGUGCCCCAACCUGCCUAUUAUCAUCUUCUCCCAGAAUGCAGAGCAGCAGUGCGACAACAUGGAGUUCCCCGUCUGCCCCCAGGAUGCCGUGCUGCAGUAUGACAGCCUGGCCUCCCCCGUGCUGCUUUACUCUUGGGGUGCCCCGGGACCAUGUGACAGCACGGGCUCUCCUGAACUGUUCUGCUCCCAAGAUGGAGCCCUGCUCGGCGACGAUGAGGCGGUGCUGCUCACGUGCAUGGAAACGCUCGAUGACGACAUGUAGCGGCUUUGCGCUUGGUCUCUGUUGCUAUGGUACUAGUUCCUGUGUUUUUUGGGUGUAAAAUUUUCUAUAAUUUAUGUUAUAAUAACAAUGUAUAUCUUUUAUAAUUCAGUUUAUGGCCACUAGGGGGUGCCCAUCUGUACGAAUCCCCCCCAAAGCAGCUCACAAUAUUGUUCUAAACUCAAUAGAUACAAAUAUACUUAGUUCUGGUUCACUUUAAAUAAAUCCGGUCUUUCUGGUUCCUCCAUUUCUCUACAGACACAUGAAAUCAUCUGACAUUUACCAUUAGAUUGAAGUAUUUAAGCCCACGGCAGACCGGUAGCAACUUUUUGGCUGUGCAUUAACUUUGCCCUGUAUUAAUGGCCAAUUAUCGUUUUUAGAAUGCAAAUAAUCGCUUGUAAGUAAAUGGCUAACGAUAGAAAUGAUUAAAGAGUUUUAUGGUUAUUAAGGUGAA